CUGACCGUGGAUCUUCACCGAGCUGCGGACUGUCUGGCUGACCUGAGGAUCUAACGGCAGACAUUGUGGACGGUAUCUCAUCACGGUUAGAAGUGUCGUUAUCCGGUAGCUUGUUUUUUUUUUUAGCCUUUUCGGGGCUAAAUACGGAUUCAUCCUGGAAGCACCCGGAGAACCGCGGAUAUCUACGCGGCAUGGUUGCUUCGUGACCCGCGGCAGGUGUGAAGAGAUGCCGGGGGAGCCGCCGGCGGGAACCGGCCGGGUGGUGCUGGUGAAGAAGAUCGUCAUGAAGGACGGAGCUGCGCUACAGCAGGGGAUCGGCAGACCCAGUGUGUAUCACGCCGUGGUGGUCAUCUUCUUGGAGUUCUUCUCCUGGGGAUUACUCACCACGCCCAUGCUCACUGUUUUACAUGAAACAUUCCCUCAGCACACGUUCCUGAUUAACGGACUCAUUCAGGGCGUGAAGGGUCUGCUGUCGUUCAUGUCAGCACCUCUGAUUGGUGCGUUGUCGGACGUGUGGGGCAGGAGGACGUUCCUAUUGGUCACUGUCUUCUUCACCUGCGCUCCGAUCCCCCUGAUGAGGCUCAGCCCCUGGUGGUACUUCGCCAUGAUCUCCAUGUCCGGAGCUUUCUCCGUCACCUUCUCAGUCAUCUUCGCCUACGUCGCUGAUGUGACGGACGAGAGAGAGAGGAGUACGGCGUACGGUCUGGUGUCUGCUACUUUCGCAGCCAGCCUGGUGACGAGCCCAGCGAUCGGGGCGUACCUGUCCGCCUGGUACGGAGACAACCUGGUGGUUCUGCUGGCCACGCUGAUCGCUCUUGCCGACAUCUGCUUCAUCCUGCUGGCCGUACCCGAGUCCCUGCCCGACAAGAUGAGGCUCAACACUUGGGGGGCGCCCAUCUCCUGGGAGCAGGCCGACCCUUUCACUUCCCUGAGAAAGGUCGGUCAGGAUCCAACUGUCUUGCUGAUCUGCAUCACUGUGUUCCUGUCGUACCUGCCCGAGGCCGGACAGUACUCCAGCUUCUUCCUCUACCUGAGACAGGUCAUUCAUUUCUCCUCAACAACCCUCGCUGUGUUUAUCGGAGUGGUGGGGAUUCUAUCCAUCAUAGCACAGACUCUGUUCCUCACUCUGCUGAUGAGGACUCUGGGAAAUAAAAACACAGUUCUGUUGGGUUUGGGUUUCCAGAUCCUUCAGCUGGCCUGGUACGGCUUCGGAUCCGAGCCAUGGAUGAUGUGGGCAGCAGGUGCUGUAGCAGCGAUGUCCUCCAUCACCUUCCCGGCCGUCUCUGCGCUUGUGUCACAGUCCGCUGAUCCUGACAAACAAGGUGUGGUCCAGGGGAUGAUAACAGGGAUCAGAGGCCUGUGCAACGGUCUGGGUCCAGCUCUGUAUGGAUUUGUUUUCUUCCUCUUUAACGUGGAACUAAACGCCAUGGACCCCAUCCAGGGAGACUUCAGCAUCGACCCCCUGCCUAUUCACAGUCCCACUGAGCGAGCCCUCAUCCCUGGCCCGCCUUUCCUGUUGGGGGCGUGCACUGUGGUCGUCGCCUUCCUCGUCGCUCUCUUCAUCCCUGAGAAACCCGCCUGCUCCGCCUCUUCCUCCCAUCUAUCCCUCAGCGAUAAGCCCCGCCCAGACAGCAACAGCAAAGAGUCAAUGUCCUCGCUGGCCGGUGUCCACAUCAACACACCUCUACCAGGCAGCGAUGAAGAGACUCCUCCCACUGCCAGCGACGAGGACUUUGAGCCACUCCUGCAGGACAGUAUUGUUUGAUUGACAGCUAGAAUUGACACACAGGGUGGAGCUUAAUUGAUUGACACUUGGUUUAAGGGCAAAGAACCAGUUACACAUUUCCAAGGCGGGACUAAGUGUUCUUUUGUUGUCUGAAGAUUGACCGCAAGAAGCUCCAAUUGCAUUCUCUUUGUGAGAAGGAAAUAUUACUUCCUACUAACGGAGGUAUCAACAUCCUUGACCGACCAAUGAGGAUGUUUCUUUUGCAAGGGCGUAUGAGCUGCCCACAUGAUGUCUUUGGUUGAUUUGACAGUUUUUGGAUUGAAAAGUUGGGGCCAACCGAGACGAGACAGUUAAAUUGAGACCAUCGAUUGAUUAACAAGCAGAGGGAUCAUCUGCUAUUUUAAGGAAUGGAUACGCCCAUUUUUGGGAUACGCCCACUUUUGGGA
Messenger RNA from Labrus bergylta (ballan wrasse), 2172 nucleotides. RefSeq names its product major facilitator superfamily domain containing 14Ba (gene slc71a2a). Gene Ontology annotation, cellular component: membrane. The record is from RefSeq and is a predicted model, not a curated record. Gene Ontology annotation, molecular function: transmembrane transporter activity. Lineage: Eukaryota; Metazoa; Chordata; Actinopteri; Labriformes; Labridae. Gene Ontology annotation, biological process: transmembrane transport.